CGGUGAUGAUCAACCUGACUGUCCGCGUGUACAACCUGACAUGGACUGAUGAUCUCGCCUUUAAUUUUUCUAACGAGUACCUCCGUCAUUCCCUUCCUUUCUGUGAAGAUAUAGCGAAUAUUUUCCGUUCAAGCCUACUUAGCAGCCGAUAUUAUAACUGUGAGGUACAGGGAUUCGGAAAUAAUCCCGUUACUGUAAACACCCACGUAAUAUUCAAGGGUAAACGGUAUCUACUAAUGCAGAACCAUGUGAUUCAAGUGAUCAAGGAUAAAUCCAAAAAGAUCCGAGUGAACGACAUCGAAUUAAAAAUGAUCGGAACACUUUUAAUUGAGCCUUUCGACGGCGGGAGCGUUGACGUAAUCGACGUAGGGAUCGAUCUAGGACCUGCUUCUACAACUACCAUAAAACCCACGCCAAGUACCCCUGCUCCUGAUCAGACCAUGAUAGGAGAACUGACUGUAUAUCUAUACAAUCUCACAUACAGCAACGACCUCAAGGAUAUCAACGCAGCUCGAGCAUCCCCACUGGCACGCGCCUUCUGUAAAAAUUUGGAAACAUUUUAUGUACAAAGCGACUUAAAAGGUUCCUUUCAGAUGUGCACAAUGACCGGAUUCCUGUAA
This is a messenger RNA of Pecten maximus, 620 nucleotides long. RefSeq lists its product as uncharacterized. The transcript has 5 exons. The record is from RefSeq and is a predicted model, not a curated record. NCBI's taxonomy places the organism in Eukaryota, Metazoa, Mollusca, Bivalvia, Pectinida, Pectinidae. The coding region runs from base 6 to 620 and encodes 204 amino acids.